Molecule: messenger RNA, 1412 nt
Organism: Plasmodium reichenowi
Lineage: Eukaryota; Apicomplexa; Aconoidasida; Haemosporida; Plasmodiidae
Product: UBX domain, putative
Exons: 1
Cellular component (GO): endoplasmic reticulum
Molecular function (GO): ubiquitin binding
Source: RefSeq, a predicted model, not a curated record
ACAAUGAAGUGCUUGAGGAAAAAAACAAAAAAAAGGAAAAAAAAAAUAAGAAAAAGGAAAAAAAAAAUAAGAAAAAGGAAAAAAAUAAGAAAGAGGAAAAUAAUAAGAAAGAAGAAAAAAAUAAUAUACAUAUUAAUGACGAUGCAAGAAGAAAUGAAUAUCCUCAUAAAAACGAUGAAGAUAAUAAAGAUAUAUCAGAUUUUUCAAGUAUAUCAUCAGAUAAAGAUAAUAUAGAAGAAGGAAAUACCUUGAACAAUUAUGAAAUAAAUGAAGAAGAACAUGUGGGUAGAACAAAUUUUUUGUACCUUCUAAAUCAUAUUGGGAAAAUGGUUUUUCCUAUAUUUAAAAAUUUGUAUAAUGUUAUGUCUACCUUUUUUAAAAUAUUAAGUACAUACAUAAUAUCAUCGACAACAACGUCGACACCUGCCUCGGCAUCGGAAUCAACAUCAACAUCGACGUCGACAUCACCGUCUUCGUCGGAACCAUACACUUCUUCAAAUGACAAUGGUUUUACUAAAUAUUAUGAAAACAAGUAUAGUAAGAUACAUACAAAUUUCUUUAGAGGUUCUCUAAAAGAAGCUAUUAAUAGGUCAAGGAGAGAAGAAAAAUUAUUACUGGUUUAUUUACAUAUUGAAUAUGAUGAUGUUUCAUAUUUUUGUGAACAUGUAUUUAAUAAUUUAGAAAUGAAGAGUUUUUUUGAUGAAAAUUGUAUUUUGUAUGCACAUGAUAUAUCUAAAGGAGAUAUUAAAGAAUUAAGUACUACAUUAAACGUUUUUAUGUUACCACAAAUAAGUAUUAUAUUAACAUGUUAUGUUACGGAUAUGAUGGAAUUAUCAAUUAUUUAUGGGCAACCAUCCAUCGCGCAUAUUAUGAAUACUAUAUCGCAUUGUAUAGAAAAAAUGGAUAUGAAAAGAGAAAAAAUGGAAAUGUUAAAAAAUAAAAAUUAUAGAGACAGAUUAAUUAGAGAAGAACAAGAUAGAGAAUAUCAAGAGGCUUUAAGAAAAGAUAGAUUAAAAGAAGAAGAAAAGAAAAAAAAAGAAAAUGAAAAAUUAUGUAAAAUACAAGAAAAAAAUAAAAUAAAAAAUGAAAGAAAAGAAAAAACAAAGAAAUUCCCUUUAUGUAUAUCUCCAAAUGAUCAAAUUACAAAAAUUUGUAUUAGACUACCUAACGGUAUAAGAAUACAAAAUAAUUUCGGUCUCUCAAAUACUUUACAAGAUAUAUAUGAGUGGGCUGAAUGUUCGGAAUUUUUACAACCACAGAAUAAAAAAGUUACUAUUCCUUAUAAAUUUCAAUUAAUAUGUUCACUUACGAAAUGGAAUCUACAAAGAACAUCUGAGCAAAUCAAAAAUUUUGAUUUGUAUCCGAAUGCGAUUUUUAACAUGAAGUCUUUGGAUACAUCUGACGAGGAGUAA